This is a messenger RNA of Nanorana parkeri, 4087 nucleotides long. Its product is annotated as cat eye syndrome critical region protein 2. Gene Ontology annotation, molecular function: protein binding. Lineage: Eukaryota; Metazoa; Chordata; Amphibia; Anura; Dicroglossidae. Gene Ontology annotation, biological process: chromatin remodeling. The record is from RefSeq and is a predicted model, not a curated record. Gene Ontology annotation, cellular component: CERF complex. The coding region runs from base 56 to 4087 and encodes 1343 amino acids. The transcript is spliced from 18 exons.
GUCCCCGCAGCUGGGCGCACGCCGUGUCUGGGCUGGGGGCGCCGCUGGGCUCGGGAUGCCCCCGGAUGAGGGUCUGGGGGAGCUCCGCUCCUGCUGGCGGGUCCCGGCCAUCGCCCACUUCUGCUCUCUGUUCCGCACCGCUUUCCGCCUGCCCGACUUCAGUAUAGAGGAAUUGGAAGAUGCGUUGUACCAGAACGACGUGGCAUUUCUCAGCGAGCUUGUGGCGAGUCUUCUGCAGGGCUGCUACCAGCGUCGCGAUAUCACGGCGCAGACCUUCCACGGGUACCUGGAGGACAUCAUCAGCUACCGCUGGGAACUGGAGGAGGGGAAGCCCAACCCCCUGAAGGGCGUCAAUUUCCACCAGCUGCAGUCGCGCACCAGGGUGGAGCUUCUGCACCGGCUCUGCGACUACAGGCUGGACGCCGAUGACGUCUUUGAGCUCCUCAAGGGUCUGGAUGCAGACAGCCUACGCGUGGAGCCCCUCGGAGAAGACUUGCAGGGGAAUCUGUAUUGGUACUUUUAUGGGACGCGACUGUACAAGGAGGAGCCAUCUUGGGAGAAGCGUCAGCAGGCGCUGGAAGAAGCCGCCGCCAUGCCGGAGAAGCCUGUGAGGAAGAGGGGGCGUCCUCCCAAGAAGAAGAAGCUGCUGGAACAGGCUGUGAGCUGCGAGAAGCCGGAACCGGUAACUUCAUUAGCGAUGGAAAGAGAAUCGCCCCGGAACGCCAGCUCCCCCGGUGAGGGAUUCUGGUGUCUGCUGUGCCAGACGGAGGAGGAAUGGAGGGAGCUGACGGAGAGCUUCCGGGACAAGGUUUCCCCGAAAGAGCGGCACCUGUAUAAGAUUCUGAGCGAAGAAUUCCUCCCGGAGAUCUGCAGUAUGAUAUCUCAGAAGGACAUAAAGAAAGAGCAAAGCCAUGUCACCUGCAAGAGACUGUCCGAACAUCCCGGGUUUGGAACUUUCCAGCCAGAGGGUGUGGAUCGGUCCCGAUUACUGGAGGAAGAGGAGGAGCGGCAGCUGUUGCUGGUGAUGCAGAGGAAGGAGCAGGAACUUCUGCAGAAGGAGGAGCGGAAGAGAGUGUUGGCGGAUAAGGUCCGAUCUGUGGAAGAGCGGGCGAGGAGACGGAAGCUGCGAGAGGAGCGAGCUUGGCUGUUAUCGCAGGGUAAAGAAUUACCGCCAGAAUUAUCCCACCUGGAGCCCAACUCCCCGCUACGUGACGACUACAGAGUCCCCGACCUGCUGAGCUUUGAACUGGAUGACCAUUACACAGGCAUGUACAAAGUUCUGGAUGCCGUGAAGGCACAUAAGGAUUCCUGGCCUUUCCUGGAGCCGGUGGACGAGUCUUAUGCUCCCAAUUAUUAUGAUAUUAUCACGUGUCCCAUGGACCUCUCCAGAGUGGAGCAGAGGUUAUCCUCCGGGUACUAUCUCACAAAGGAUCAGUUUGUCAGCGACGUGAAAACCAUAUUUAGGAACUGCGUCAAGUACAACGGGUCGGAUAGCGAGUACACGCAGAUGGCUGAGAACCUGGAGCGCUGUUUUAAAAAGGCGUUGCUCAAGCACCUCCCAGACGACGAAGGCGACUCUGACGGAGAUAGCUGGAUUCGAGUCGAUAACAAGGAGAAGCCCUACAAGAGGCAGGCAAGGCGCUCCAAGGUCGGGGGUUGGAGAAAGUCGAACAGCGGCCGAAAAAGGCAAAGCUCAGAGAGCAGCUUGGUGCACCAGUCCUCACCCAGUGAAGAUGGAGAUGACUUCCUGCUGCCAGCCUCCAAUAAAUUUCCAAAAGGGCAAAUGCAUCCUCACCCCCUGCAAUACGGAGGAACGCCGAGGCCAUCUUUCAACCCAAUGGAUAUGCCUAUUGGAGGGACUCCUGAAAAGUCAGACAAUAUACAAUCAGACUUUAGACCCUCUCCGGACAUCCGCAAUCCUUCAGGACCUCCAUUCCCCAUGAGAACUCCUGGGCAUGAAGAUAAGCAACACCUUCCAGCUCCAUAUUCUUCUGGCUUUACAUCACAGAUGAGACCGUUGGUACCAGAUGGAAAAGCACCUCCAUCUGCCACUUCAUACCCAUUAUAUAGACAUGGCCUUCCACCUAUGUGGAAUGAAAACAGACAGUCGAGCCACCCUCCUGGAGCUGAGCCACACCACUUCUCCCAGCCAGUAGAGCAGCGCUUCAUAAGACCUCCAAGAUCCAACUUGAAUGGCCAGUACUUGUUCAGUGGCUCCGGGAAUUCUAUGAUGGACAGUCCAGAAAUGGUUGAGAUGCAAAGACUAACAUCUUUUAUGUGUCCUCCCGAAUCAAGCUAUUCGUCACAACCCAUCCCUCCAUCUCACCCAUCCCAGCCUGCAUCUACACCAUACCCACCCCAUUCUGGAACUACAUCCUAUCCAAAGCAACCAGCAUCCUCAACAUAUCCAUCUCAACAACCAUCUACCUCAUACUCAACUCUGUCAACACCCCCACCACAGCCAUCUCAGUCCACACUACACCCAAAUAAGCCAACUCAUACAACAGUUCAAGCCCAAAACUUGCCUCUGCCUUCACCAUCAUUGCCUCCCCCGACUCUGCAAGCAGAGACUCCUCCCACACCUGAGGUUUCACCAUCUACAAAUGGAGGGCAUGCUACAGUUAUGCCCACCCAGGAGAACCCUCAACCUCCAAGCAGCACAGAGCCUACUGGUUUGAAGAAUGGGGAGGAGCAGUGGACUUCUGGAAUCGGCAGUCAAGUUGGAAAUGACCAGAAUGCAAAACUGGGCUCUCAUAAUGGUUUUGGUGUUGCAGCUGUGCCACAAAAGCCAGCUGAGAUGCCCAAGCUGAAGGAGUCAUUGGCUGGUUCCACCAAAAUAGCAUUGCAGCAAGUUAAGCAGCAGGACACUAGUCCACACCAGCCUCCGGUAAAUGCUUUUGGACUAAGACACCAAAAUGACAUGGCUCCCAUCUAUCCUAGUGGUCACAAACCCGGGCCUGUUAUGGGACAUAAUUUUGGUUUUCAACAGCCUCCAGGCAAUCAGCCAUCUGCAUUCUCGCCUAGAUUUGGGAGUGUACACCAGCAGCCUCACCAAGGAUCAUAUCCCCGGUACCAGCACCAAACGGAGGCAUAUCCGUAUCACCACCCUCAACAUGCCCAGCAACCAUACCAGCAUUACCAGCGGCCUCCUUAUUACCCUCAGGAAUACCAAAGUUGGCAUCAGUCUGCCCAGCAGGCUCCCCAGCACCCAGGUGGCUACCCCCACCAGAGUGGGUCCUUGGGCAUGCAGGACAUCGGUGAAAUGAGGAAUCUUCUAAUGUCUACUUCGCUUGAGGGUGAGCCCAGGGCGGUGCCCGGUGACAACUCAGAAGAGAUGGAAGAUAAGAGUGAAGGCUCUUUGGAGAGGCCAGAGAGCCCAAAACAAUUCCUGGACUUGGACAGUCACAAAAGACAAAGUGGAGGCUUCCCCUACGGCGUACCAAACAGUUGGGGUAACUCGAACUUCCGACCUCCAUCUAAUAUUAUGCCCCAAACUCAUUACCCACCCCAGCACCACUACCAACCCCAUGGGUACCCCCAGCAGCCCUUGCGUCCAACUCGCCACCCUGUGCGUGGGCAAACCAAUGGCCAGCCUCGGUUGGGUCCCAAUUACACACACAUGGAGAACAGGGGCCACUUCCAUGCAGUAAUGAUGGAGCAGAGAGGAGGCAUACCGCAGUUUCAGGAUAUAUACCAGCAACAAGGAAUGCGUCUCCAGAUGCAGCUCCCGCCAUUCCACAAGGGAAGAUCCCACUCACAGGGGGACACAAUGCACAGACCUCCUGCAGUGCCCUUAGACCAGCUAUCCUGGACGACAGCUCCCUCCUCCGUGCCCCUCACCCCUCCGGCUUCCGAUCUCGGAUCCCCGCUGCCUCUGUCCAUACAGGCGGGGAUCCAGUGGAGAAGCUGCAGGCUGUGCCGCCCUCUUCUCCCUGCCGCACUGAGCCCUGGCUACGCCACCUCGCACCUGCGCCCAAGGAGAGUGCCUCAGUCGCCUCAACCUUGCUAUGGCUCUCAACUGGGCAAUGCCUGGAUCCUGGACACACACCAAACACACAGGCUUGACUUUUUUCUGACUCCAAACUAA